Microplitis demolitor is the source of this 2049-nucleotide messenger RNA. Its product is annotated as putative ankyrin repeat protein RF_0381. The coding region runs from base 97 to 1821 and encodes 574 amino acids. NCBI's taxonomy places the organism in Eukaryota, Metazoa, Arthropoda, Insecta, Hymenoptera, Braconidae. Gene Ontology annotation, molecular function: protein binding. The transcript is spliced from 2 exons. The record is from RefSeq and is a predicted model, not a curated record.
AUAGAUCGUUGUUAAACAAAAUAAAGUUGGUCAUUGCUUAUUAUUUUUUAAUUAUCCUAAAUUUACUCAAGUUUCUUAAAAAUAAUAGUUGAUGGUAUGACGUCAGGAUACAAUUUAAUAUCAGCGAUUCGAUUGGGACAAUUUGACAGAAUUAAUGAAAUGAUUGACAGUGUCGAUCUAACUCACUGUCAAGCUUAUCCAUUUCAAUAUAUAUUGCUUCUUAAUGCUGUUAAAAAUAAUCAAACAAAUAUAGUCAAAUUACUGUUAUCAAAAAAUUUUCAAGUUAAUUAUUCAUCUAAAAAAUUAACUAAUUCGCCACUUCAUUGGGCGGUUACAAAUACUAAUUAUGAAAUAAUUGAAAUGCUUUUGAAUAAAGAAGCUGAUGUAAAUGCUAAAAAUCAAUACGGUAAAACAUCACUUCAUAUAGCAAUUGAAAAGAAAAAUCUAAAAAUAACUGAAUUGCUUAUAAAUUUCGGAGCCGAUAUAAAUGCUCUUACAAAUCAUCAAGAAACACCUCUUUACAUUGCAACUAAUAAAUUAUGUUUAAAAAUGAUUAAAUUACUGUUAAACAAACAAGCUAAUGUUAAUGCUGAAGCAAUGAAUGGUGUACCCCCUCUCUUUCGAGCCAUUGAUUUACAGUCUACAGAAAUUGUUAAAUAUUUACUAGAAAAUGGAUCUAACAUAAAUUUUGUAUGUAAAUCAUUUUGGUAUGAUGGUUACACGCCUCUUCAUUUAGCUGCUGAAUUAGGAAAUGAAGAAAUUGUUAAAAUUUUACUUGAUCGAGAUGCUAAUAUAAAUGCUAAAACUAAAAAUGAAUUAAUACCAAUUUUUAUAGCUGCUGAAAAAAAUCAUGGGAAUAUUGUAAAAGUAUUAUUAGAUCACAGAGCUAAAUUGUCUUCUAAAAAUGAAAAUGGUCAAACAAUUUUGAAUUAUUCUGUUAAGUAUGGGUAUUUGAUAAUUGUCGAACAGAUUUUAACACAUGAAAAAUAUUACUUAGAUCCUGAUUCAACAGACAAUUGGGGUACACCUCUUUUACAUUUGGCUGCUCGCUAUAAUUAUGCUGAAAUUAUUUUAAGUUUACUCAAACAUGGUGCAGACAUUAAUUUAAAAGAUCAAUACGGAAGAACAGCUCUCCAUAUCGCUACUCAAGCAAGACAAAUAAUAGCGACAGAAACUUUAUUAGAUAUGGGUGCUGGUAUUAAUAUUGAGUGGGAAAACGGUCAUACACCACUUGAUGACGCCAAUUUUCCGGCUCUUUGUAGUCAAUUUGUAAGUUAUAAUAACUAUGAUAGUUUUGAUAGUUAUGAUUCAACUAAAGACGCAUUUAUAAAUGAAGAAAUUAUUGAAGUUUUGAAUCAACACAUUUUAAAAAUGAAACUUGCUGGUUUUUAUGUAAGUGAAAAAAAUUAUCAAUCAGCUAUUGAUUAUUACGAUAAUAAUAAUAUUGAUAAUUACGAAAGUGAAUGUAAACUAGAAAUAGAAAAUUUGAAGUCUGAAAAAAUAUGUGGUAGUAUUUCUUUGUAUGACAUCUUCACAAAGAAUAAUAGAUAUUUAGCAUUGUAUGCGAAAAAUAAAACUAUUGUAAAUUUUUUUGAAUCAAAUGAAUAUGAGUUAAAGUUUCCAAUAUAUGGCGGUAUUAUUUAUGGAAAUUUUUCUAGAGGAGUAAGAAGGAAUAUAUUUAUUGAUAAAAUUGAUGAGUAUGGUUUUGAUGAAAUUUUUUAUCAAUUACCAAUAGCUUGUAUUGAGGAAAUAAUAAGUUUUCUCAAUGAAAAUGAUUUAAAGGUAUUAGUUGCUGCUUGCUAUCAGCGCAUUCUCAAUUAACACAUUUUUGUUUUACGGCAGACUAUCUAUGGUUAUAACCAUUUACACGAACGGUUUGCAACAAGUCUAUGACUAGUCCGGAAGAGUUCGUACAGAGACUUACUAGCGAUAUGAUUAUUGGGCUGAUAAACCCAUAGCCAUUGGAUUUCGGUAGAUCCUACAUCUUCCCUCGAGUAACAUAAACACCCUCGGUUCAAGGUGAACAUCCACUACAGACAUCAAGAACAU